AUGGAGAAGCUGGGGAGAAAUGUCGGCCCAUUCUGGACUGCAAAGUCCAAGGGCAUGCAGAACUGGGAGGCACCAUUCAGGGCGGCACUGGUGGACCGGCAGAAUUACUACAACCAGAGUGAGGGGCUUCACACCUGGCAGUAUUUGUAUGGCUGCCGGUUGAGCAAGGAUGGGCAGAAAGGGGGGUACAUGCAGUAUGGGUACGACGGGAGGGAUUUUCUCAGCUUUGACAAGGAGACCCUCAUCUGGGCAGCCACCAAUGCAGCCGAUACGGGGGCCCAAAUGGCCAAGAAGGAGUGGGAUUGCGAUACGGAAACGAACAAGAAAAAGAAGCAUUAUCUGGAAGAGACCUGCAUUCACUUUCUGCAGACUUUUGUGACCUAUGGAAAUGAGUCCCUGCUGCGUAAAGAGGCCCCACUGGUGAAGGUGGCACACAAGGUGGUCCACGAAGGCCUGACAACCCUCAUCUGCCAAAUUUAUGGCUUCUACCCUAAGGCAAUCAAUGCCACCUGGAUGAAGGAUGGGGCAGUCUGGGAGCAGGAGACCUUCCUCGGGGAUGUCAUUCCCAACUCAGAUGGGACCUACCAUGCUUGGCUCAGCAUCCAGAUUAACUCCAAGGACAGGGGCCACUACCAGUGCCAUGUGGAACAUGCCAGUCAGCCACAGCCUCUGGAGUUCAGUGUCUGGGAAAUGUCUGGCUAG
Hemicordylus capensis (graceful crag lizard) is the source of this 702-nucleotide messenger RNA. Its product is annotated as major histocompatibility complex class I-related gene protein-like. Gene Ontology annotation, cellular component: external side of plasma membrane. Bases 1 to 702 code for a protein of 233 amino acids. NCBI's taxonomy places the organism in Eukaryota, Metazoa, Chordata, Lepidosauria, Squamata, Cordylidae. The transcript is spliced from 4 exons. Gene Ontology annotation, biological process: immune response. The record is from RefSeq and is a predicted model, not a curated record.